Priapulus caudatus is the source of this 1446-nucleotide messenger RNA. RefSeq lists its product as uncharacterized. NCBI's taxonomy places the organism in Eukaryota, Metazoa, Priapulida, Priapulimorpha, Priapulimorphida, Priapulidae. Gene Ontology annotation, cellular component: endoplasmic reticulum; membrane. Gene Ontology annotation, biological process: GPI anchor biosynthetic process. The record is from RefSeq and is a predicted model, not a curated record.
UAAUUGUCAAGAGUGACAGAUCGACGUAACCAUGUAGAUGGACCGGAGUGCAUAUUUUACGGACUAUGCUGUGCACAUAGAUGGUUCUGCUGCAACUAUGCCUGCGAUCGAAGCGCCAUCAUCCUGGCAGCUCCCAUUGCUCAGAAGUAGUAGACUGAUUAUCGCUAGAAUAAUCAUCUGCUCCAACCACUAGCGCAAUAUGCAGGGCUAUUGUAUUCGAGAAGGACUGAAGGUCUAUAUACCAGAGUAUAUUCUGAAGCUAAAUCCUGACUCCUGCCUAUUAUUUGGGUGCAGGACGCAAACCUCAUGCUUCAUCACGGCCGUCAUUCAUUUGCCUGUGAAAAUACACGAACUAGAAAACCUAUUGAGUCGGUGUAAUUCGCCGAAACCUUCGCAGCGUGUUUCCGGCCGAAUCGGCGGUGCGCUGCCUGCAUGUGCGUGGGAUGUUGUAGGAAUAUGGAAUAGUGCGCAUUCUGACAUCGGUGAUCAUCGUGAACAUGAUGGUCAUGUGAACACGGCACAUCUGCUGGGAGCGUUGAGACACAGACUCGGUGAUCAUCGCGAAAAGGACGCAUCCUGGUUGGUGAUCGAGGCAAAGCCGUCAGAACUUCCUCAUGCUCACUUAAGUCCCGUCGGAAGUAUGUGUGCCUCGCAGCCGCAGCUGCCAAUUCUGCUCAUAGCCUAUAAGACAUCUACGUUGCUACAGUCAUGUGUCCUGCAGCAACCAGAACCAGCAGUAAGGUCCCCAUCGGAAACCGCUGACAUGAUCAUAUUGACACGGAUUUUACGGCAAUACUGUUGCUUGAGAGAGCGGUGGGCCGUCACGGAAAAGAUGGUGCGGGUAGAUAGUACGGAUCUCAUUGGUAGAGCCGUGUUCAGAGAGAAACAAGUAGUGGUCCCAGAUAGUCCAAUAUCCCCUGUUCCACACAGGGCCGUGUCCAGGGUAUCGAAGGUUAUUGCUUGGUCUUCAACGGGGCGGCAGCUUGUAAAUAGUUAUAAUAAGAUCAAGCUGCUUUCAUCUGAUCAGCCAAUACUCAGGAAAUGGAAUGUAGCAACCUCAAUAGCACUAGAUGUGUUGCUAGGGUUGCUUCUACUUUACACUUUGCAUUCCUAUGGCUACAACCACAUAACCUUUGCAACACACAUAUUGGAUUUUGCUGAUAGGAUUGUGGGACUUCUACAGACCAUCCUGAUCUGGCUAAUGGGAGUUCCUGCUGGCUUAAAGCUUAAUGCACCUCUCAACUUUGCCCUUGGCAGAUUCUUUCUCUAUCACAUCUACCUGUGGAAAGGUUACAUUGUCGUGUUACUGAAGCCGAACCUACCAGCGCUCGUGUUCUGCGUCGGAGUGGUCGGCUUGGGAGGCCUGAGUUUUCAGAUCAGUAUGCUCAGUGAUGUUGUGGUGCUGCUCACUGUGCAUAUAUACUGCUUCUAUGUCUAUGCAGCAAG